Molecule: messenger RNA, 5783 nt
Organism: Hydra vulgaris (swiftwater hydra)
Lineage: Eukaryota; Metazoa; Cnidaria; Hydrozoa; Anthoathecata; Hydridae
Biological process (GO): signal transduction
Cellular component (GO): cytoplasm
Molecular function (GO): protein binding
Source: RefSeq, a predicted model, not a curated record
ACGUUCUCGUACAAAGAUAAAUAGACUAAAGGCUUUAAAUUGACGUUACUCGUUUACAUUUAAAUAAGCACUCGCACUGAAAAUGUCAACAUUGCAAAAUAAACAGUAAACAUUUGCUGAAGUCACGAGAGUCUCGUUAUUUGUUUUAACAACUAAGCACAGUGGUUAGUAAAGUCUUUUUAUGUCAAAUAAUGUGUUGAAAACAACUACCAUUGAAUUCUAAAAGAAAUUGUUAGCCGGAUUUUAAAACGUUAUAUGUUCCAAGUGAUUUAGGUUUAUACAAUAAAAUGGGAAAUAGUCUAUUUAGCAGCUCAGUUAAAAAAGAAGUAUCAUCACUUCCAGUAAGAUUAGAACAAGAACUUAAAGAAGGUACUGAAGAUACCCAUGAAGGAUCUACACUUGUGUCUAAAAAUGAUUUGGCUUAUGAUGAAUUCAUUUCAAAAUGUUGUGGUGAAAUAAGCUAUAAUAUUGGAAGUGAUUGGUUGCGAUGGGGAAGACACCUUGGUUUAAGUGAUUCAGAUCUUGAUAAUAUUGGCUCUGAUAACAAAAAUUGUUAUGAGAAAGCUGAUAAUGUUUUAAAAAAAUGGAAGCAAAAAAAUGGAAAUCCUUUAUGGGAGCAAUUAAAAAAAGAAUUAACGGCUUUUGAUCGUUUAGAUAUUGUGUAUAAAAUUAAAUCAAAAUUUGAAGAUACCUUAUCAAGUCAAGGAAAAAUUAGCACUAUUGAAUGUCGAAUUCCUCAUGGUUGUGUUUUUAAGUUUGAUUUACUUGAAGAUGAAAUUUGCAGCGAAGUCGAAUUCCAAUUAAACAGUGUUGUUAAUAAUUGGACAGCUAUUAAUAAUAAGAAACAAGCAUUUCAAUAUUAUUUAACAAAAAAAAAGAAUGCGACAUUGUUUGUGAAAGUAGAAAAGUUAUUAUUUGAAAAUGAAACACUUAAUUUUAAGUUUUCAUUUCAAGGUUUAAAAAAAACAUUCUUUCAACAUUUUUGUUCAGUUAAUAUUAUAGGUAAUUGCAACUAUGAGUUAAUCUAUAAUGGGUUGUGUGUUGCAACACCUGAACCAAUUUCCAACAACGGGUUUAGACAAAAUGUAAGAACAACAAAUUCUUUGGAUUGGAGAGAGACAAACAAUAUUUGUUUAGAUAAAAUACCUAAUAAUAAAUCAAUAGAGUUAAUUGGAUUAGAUUAUUUUAAUAGAAAUUUUUCUGAUUGUAAUGAUGUUAUUUAUGUCACUUCUUCUAUUGCUGAUAAUGAUAAUUUAGUUGCUUCCAAGUUUAUUGAAAUAUUUACUGUCAAUUGUACAGGUAUACGUGCUGUACUACCUGGUUACCGUUUACGUUAUCAUGCAUCUCUUUUAAAGUGCAAUGUUGAAAAGUUUACUAAUUAUAAUGAUGAAAAUAGAAUAACAAUUUUUGUCUCUGAACUCAACCUUGUUAUAAUUGCUCGUGUUGCUACUUCAAUAUAUUGCCUCAAGCUAGAAUCUGAACAGUGUUUAAAUGAUGUCAUAUUAUUUGUUAAUGUUAACAAUUCUCUAAUUGAUACUAAUAAACUAAUUAUUUUGGGAGUUGUAGUUUUACCUUUACAUGAUCGUAAACAUUUGAAAGAAGAGUUAUUUUAUCACUUCUCAGAGGAUUUUGAUUUAGAUAAAAUUUUGUUUCUAUGUAAAGAUGACAUUGAAGAUGAGAAUUUUGAAACUUGGUGGAGAUUAGUUGUAGCUUACUGCAUUAAAAAAGUAAAUCCAAAAAAUAAUAGUGAAGUACUAUUUAAAAAACUCAUCAGUUUAACUAUGAUGUCAAUGUCUAUAGUUGACCAUUGCUAUCCCACAUUAGAAUCAGAUACUCAAAAACAGAUACAAUCAUUGGUUCUUAAUGUUGAACAAAGAAAUGCAAUCAAUGACAAAGCUUUGAAAAAAAUCAUCACUGGAGGAUAUGGUUCAGGUAAAUCUAUAGUAGGAAAAGAGAUUGUUAAAAAUUGUAUUUCUCAUAAGUCACAAAAUCCUUUGACCCUAUUUUAUAUAUGUUGUAACCAUUUUUCAUUGUAUGAAUGCCAUAUGAAAGAGUUUGUUGACAGUAUAGAGAAAUCUUCAAAUGUUAAGGUUGUCUGUGAUAAUUUGUAUGAGUUGUGGAAAAAAAUGUGCAAAAACAAAAGCACUUCAAGCAAUUACAUUUCAAUACCAAAAUUGCUAGAGUAUUUAGCGAGCACCAACGGUAACAAAGUAUGUUUUGUACUUGAAGAACUUUCUGAAGAGUAUGUUAAAGAAGAAGAUGCAGCUCAACUUAAACAUUUGUUUGAAUCUAUAUUAAAAGAUUCUUUAGUCGUUUUUAUUCCUGAGAGUAUUACAAAGAAUCGAGAAUUGAUAGCAAAUAAACAAAAGCGUACAAUACAAAGAAAUUACUUUCAAGAAGAAAUAAUAGGAAUGAAGGUCAUAUCUCUAAAUAAAUCAAUGAGAGUUACGGAAUGCAAUAAACUAUUAAUAGAUAUUACUCAAAAAACUAUUUGUGAAACAAAAAGUGUUUUAAACAUUCCAAACACUAACUUUAAAAUAUUGGAAGAAGGUAAAGAAAAUAAUUUGUUUAGAGUUAAAGAUAAGCAAAUUGAGGAAGAGAAAGAUUUUCAAAGUUUGCAUAUGUUGACAUAUGAUUCUAGAAGUAAUUCUAAAAAUGUAACACCUAAUUUUAUAGAAAACUAUGUAAAAGAUGAGGAAAAAAUAGAUGACACGCCAUAUUAUGACUUAAUUGACACCAUUAAGGUAAAUAAAGAUAUUAAUUAUGCAUCUGUCAUAGUUAAAAAAGAUAACAGUUUUGCAUCAAAUAUUACUAAUGAUGAAACUGUUAAUAAAUUUAAAGACUCAACAGAUUCAAAAAUUACUAACAAAACUGUUGAAAUUACUAACAAAACUGUUACUAGCAAAACUGUUAAAAACUUUACAGACUAUAAAUCAGAUCAGUCUCCAGAGAAAUUAGAAAACAAGAUUAUUGAUACAAUUUUUAAUGAUUUUCAUGACAAUGAUUUAGAUUACAUGGCAAAGCUAAUAACAAAAAGUAUUAGUAAUAUUGAUCCAAAAUGUCAUAUGGAGACUGAAUUUGUUUUCAAAUCGGGUAAAAUAGGUCACUCAAUUAAAGGAGAAAAACCCAAGGUUGUGUAUUUACCUUUUCAUGAUAUAACAGACAAGCAAUCUGUUAAAUUGUUAUCCAUUGUAUUAGAAAAAAUUUGUUUUAAUGUAUUAAGAAAAACUGUGGUUAUAUGCAACAAUAUCGAAGAAGUGCAAUCUGUUGCAUAUGCAAUAGAUACAAUUAAAAAUUUUAAAGCAGUAACAUAUUCACCUCAUAUGCAGAAAUACUCUCCAACAUUAGAGGCAAAAUUUAAAAUUCAUAAUAAUUUAAGAAGUGAACUGGACAUUCUUGUAACUGACUGCAAAGGGUUUUCAGGAGCGGAAUCUGAAUCUGUAAUUGUGUUUGUAAGUCCAGAAGAGAUUUUUCUUCGUCAUGUUCUUGUGGAUGCUAUUUCUAGAUCAAACUCAUAUUUAACUGUGUUUGUUAAGAGUUACAGUUGUAUCAAAGAGCUUUUAAAUAGCGACAAAACUAUUGGAAAUGUAUUAAAAUUUUGGUCAGAAGAGGUAGUUGAAAAAAUUACUGUUGUAACAUCUAAUAAAGAAAAUCAAAAAUCAAAAGAUGGUUUCUUCAUAGUAGAUGAGAAUUGCAAGGUGUUUAUUGAUCGUGGAUCUACUAUUGAUUUUGAAAAAUACAAGAGAAGUUUACAGUUUGAAGUCUUUCAUAAAAAUAACUUCAUAUACAAAACUAUGGCUUCUAAUCUGUCUUAUCAAAAUGAUUUGGCAAGGUUGUCUGCUGAACUUAAAAAUUUUUAUCUUAAGUAUUAUGGAAAAAUAGGUGAACUACAACCGCUAUUACAAGAAUUUUCAAAAUUCUGCAAAACUCAAAAGAGAAAUCUGAUAAAUAAGACUUUUGAUUUUAGUGUUGAACAAAAUUUAUUUUUUGAAAACCAAAUGAGUUAUACACCAAUUAAAUAUAGUGAAAUAUUUUCAAAUGAAAAAUCAGUAAUAUUAAUAUCUGGAAUAGCUGGUAUUGGGAAAACAUGGUUGCUUAAAAAAUGUUUGGUUGAUUGGUCAAAUGGUUUAGUUUGGAAAAAUGUUAAACUUGUUUUUUAUUUGGAAUGCAGGAGACUCAAUCAAUAUCCAAAUAUUACGAAUAUUAAUGAAUUACUAAAUGUUUUCUACAAAGAUAUUGUAAAUGACUUUAUAUUUAGUAGUCAUAUUACAAUGUUUAUAAUUGAUGGAUUAGAUGAGUUUAAAUAUUUCAAUGAGUUAUUAAAUCCAAGUUUGACUUGUAACUAUCCAAUUGUUAAUGCUUUCGCAGAAAUUACAAAAUACAAAUAUGUAGUUGCUGGUAGAGUUUAUGCAAUAGAUCAAUACCAAAGUAUAUCUACAAAACAUAGCCAUAAGUUAACCAUUCAAAUAAUGGGGUUUAAUGAAAAUAAAAUAAAUAAUUAUAUAGAAAAUCAUGUUGUGGAAGAAAAAAAAGAAGUUGUAAAAUCAACUUUAAAAGAGUCUCCAAAUGCAAAAGUCAUGGCAUCUGUUCCGUUUUAUUUAUCUUUAAUGUGUAAAACUAUAAGUGAUUCACAAAAUAUUGAUUCAAAUUCUUUCUUAACAUUGACAGAUUUGUAUGCAAAUAUUUUUUUAUAUUUUUUGCGAGAACACAUAAUUAAAAACAAUAAAUUGAUUUAUGAGAUAAUGGAAGAAAGUUCCAAUAAAAAUUAUAUUUUAAAUAUUUGUAAAAUUGCAUAUAAAUUGUUUGUUGAAAAUAAAAUAUUUUUUUCUGAAGAUGAAGUUCAAGGUUUUUAUAGUGACGUUGAUAAAAAUGAAAACAAUUAUUUUGGAUUUAUAGAAAGGAUUGAAACAGAUCUCGAUUGUUAUUAUCAGUUCGUAAAUUCAACAAUAAUGAUGUUUUGUGCAUCAGUAUAUGCAUAUAAUUGUAUAAGUUGUGAUGAGAUUAUGGACAAUAAGAGGCUGAAGAGUUGCUUAUCAAUGAUUUGUGGAUUAGCCAAAAAAAACCAAAACAUUUUGAUAAAGUUUCUUGUUAACCUGAAUCCUUCAAAAGAAUCCAGUGAAAAAGCUUCACUUUUGUAUUCCAUUUUGGAUCGUCUAAGUAAAAGUGAUAAAAGAAAAGAUUACCAUGAUUUAUUCAUUGAAUGUUUUUAUGAAAGUCAAUCAUCAUUUAAUGAUGAAAUUAAAUCAAUUGUUUAUAAACGAGAGUGGUGGAUUUCGAUUGACGAUGGAAAAACUUCUUACUUAACUUCUUGCGAAAAUUAUUUCAUAAAUCAUUACGUAAAAUCUGGAAGAAAGUUAUCGGGGUUACGUGUUGAUAAAAAUAUUUUAAGUGAUGAAGAAGAAAAACUUCUAAUACAAUGUUCAACUAAUGUUCGCAAUGUCAGAUUUUAUCGUUUUUUCGAAGGUUGGAAACCGAAAGAUAAGAUUGAAAUUAAGAUUGAAGUGUUGACGAUAUUGAUCUCACUUUAUUUAAUAACAAAAAAAGAUUUUGAAGAAAAUUUUCUUCCGUGGAUUAAUCUUUGUGAAAACUUAUAUCUUAACCUUCACAAAAACAUUGAUUUUAUUAAUGAAUUUUAUGAAUGGAUUCGUUGUUCGAAUGUCAAGAAGUUUGAGAUCAAGUACCGUGGAUAUUCUUUUGAAAACCUCGAUGAAUUAAAAAACUUUACAACACGAUAAAAUAUUUAAUACCUUAAAUAUAUUAAAUAAAAACAAUAACUAUAAAUA